UAUCCGCCAUUUUGAUUUCCAAAUCUGACAGAUUUGUUGUUGAAUGCCUGCUGAAGUAUAAUUUGUACAGUAGUUCAACCACAGCCGCUCGGCAGGCGUCCACCGUGCGACGGCAGUGUGUAAAUGAGAUUGCAAACGGGCAAGGGUAGCAUCUUCCAGCUAACAACGCACUUCAUGUCAGCCAGCUAUAUGGGCCUCCAGAUGACCUGACAGCCAAAGUCGCCGAGGUGCCGUUCAGCGUGUAGAUGAUGACCGAUAGAAAGGAUGGAUAAAAGACUGCAGCCAAUCUCUCCUGGGUUUGUGUGUCUGUUGUUAGUAUGAAUGAAGUGGGUGUGUUUGUGUUUUCAUUGUGUGAAUUUGCCCAUGCUGAUUGAUGUCCAGGCUAUGUAAUGUCAAUAAGACAAAUGGCUGUUUAGCAAGGUCUGACUGAGGAUCCUACUCCUUGUCCAAAUCUAAGUGCAAGUGUCGGUGACGUCAGCCAUGUUUUGGAAGUUUGACUUACACACAUCUUCUCACCUGGAGGCUUUACUGGACAAGGACGAUGUUACGCUCAUUGAGCUCAUGAACGAGGAAGAUGUGUUGCAAGAGUGCAAGGCCCAGAACAGGAGACUUCUUCUGUUCCUGUGCCAGAACCAGUGCAUGCAGGACCUGGUCCGUAUGAUUACUACAGAGCCCCCUGCUGGCGUAGAGGAGACAAAGCGCUUCAAGUAUCCAAAUAUAGCAUGUGAGUUGUUGACAUGUGAUGUGGGAGUGAUCAAUGAUAAGCUGGGUAAUGAGGAGCCUCUGCUGGAAACUCUUUAUGCCUUCCUGGAGCAACCAUCCCCACUUAACCCCCUCCUGGCAUCUUUCUUCAGCAAGACAAUUGGGAACCUCAUCACACGGAAGACUGAGCAGGUGAUUAGUUUUCUGCGACAGAAGGAUGGCUUCCUUUCCUUGGUCCUGAAGCAUAUUGAUACAUCAGCCAUGAUGGAUGUGCUCCUAAGACUUAUUAGCUGUGUGGAGCCACCCCCUCUUCGGCUUGAGACACUUAUUUGGCUGAAUGAAGAGAAGCUGGCCCAGAGACUUGUAGAGCUCAUUCACCCUGAGAGAGAUGAAGAGAGGCAGUCCAAUGCAUCGCAGACGUUGUGCGACAUCAUUCGUCUAAGCCGAGACCAAGCCAAUCAGCUCCAAGAGAUUUCACAGCCUGACCCUUUGCUGACUGUGCUGGAGUCGCGAAAUCCCAUGCUGACUACUCUCGGUGUGCUGGAGGAACCAUUAGGGAACACGCGUCUGCAUGUAGCCCGACUGGUGGCCUCUCUGCUGUAUACCAGCUCUGCUAGCCACGCGGUCGUAGCACAGGAACUCUGCCGACUCAAUACAAUGGACCUGCUACUGGACUUGUUCUUCAAGUAUACAUGGAACAACUUUCUGCACCUUCAAGUGGAGCUUUGUGUUGCUGCCAUCCUCCGGCCCUGUGCACAUGAAAUGAGACUUCCGCCUGGCUUGGGAUCCCAGGAAAAUGUUGAGCCUCAACAAUAUGCUUCACAAGAGCAGGCUUUGACUGAAACCCCUUCUGAACCUUCAGUCACCCCUGAAAACUCUGCACACAAUCUAAUGGUGACUCAUUUGUUCCAGCACUGCCACCUUGUCCAGAGGAUUCUGGAGGCUUGGGAAGAGAAUGAAAAAAUACAGUCAGAAGGUGGUAUGAGAAGAGGGUACAUGGGACAUCUGACCAGGAUUGCCAACACAGUAGUCCACAACCUGGAGAAAGGCCCGGUUCACACACAGAUUAGUAGCCUCAUCACAGGGUUGCCAGAGGACUACAGAGGGCGCUGGGAAACCUUUGUAGACCAGACCCUGUCGGAGACUAAUAGGAAGAACACCAUAGAUCUGAUUGGCACUGGAAGCCCACGCCCUUCCUCAGAGGAUGAUAUGGAGAGCCCCUUCCCUAAAGAACUGACACUACAGCAGGCUUUUUCAGACUACCAGAUCCAACAGAUGACAGCUAACUUUGUGGAUCAGUUUGGCUUUAACGAUGAGGAGUUCACUGAUCAUGACGACAGCAUUGGGGCAACGUUUGACCGAAUUGCAGAGAUCAAUAUCAAUAUCGAUGCAGGCCAGGACACUGCUAAUACAGCUGUGUUUGAGGCCUGUUCCAAGGAGAGGAUUCAUCCCUUUGAUGAUGAUGAAGAGGACAUUUGGGAGGAGAAAGAGAUAAACUUUGCAACACAAACCAAGUCUCGUAACAGGUUUGGUGGGUCACGAUCAUCCCAGAGCCCAGCAGCCAAUAAAGAUUGUGAUAGGACAGCAGCUUCUGGCACUGAGGUGUCUGACAGAGCAGCAGACUCAGACUCUGAGGAAGGAGAGGAUCCUAAAGAUUACCUGGAUCCUUUCUCAAACCAGGGCCAGACCGAGGCAACAAAGAACACUGGCUGGAUAGCAGACUUUGGGGAUGUGAACUCAAAGGCUCCUGCACCAGGAGGAGGCUUUUCUGCCUGGGACACGCCAGCCUCCCAACCAGCUGCCGCAGAGGCAGAGGAGAAAGGAUGGGCCAAGUUCACUGACUUCCAGCCUUUCUGUUGCUCUGAAACAGGCCCCAGAUGCAGCUCACCUGUGGACUCUGAGCUCAGCGGAUCUGGCAACACCAAAUCAAACCAGAACCCAUGUGUGUGGAGUGUGUGCGUGGCGAGAAAAGCUCCACUGGUGGCAUCAGACAGCUCUUCCUCCAGCAGCUCAGAGAGCGAUGAGGAAGAAGGAAAGAAGAAGUCUGCAGCAGGCGAAAUGGUCACCAAAGAGACCAUCACCACAGGGGCUGGCAAGGAGACAAUUCGGCUCACAGUGGACGCAAAAAAUGAAAGGGCAGUCUUCAGCAGAGUAUUCAGACCAGCAGUCAGACGCGAAGCAGAUAAGGUACCGGUAGAGGGACUCUCCAUCAAGGACAAGAAGAAAGGCAAUGAGAAAGAAAGCGAAAAGGGAAAGAAACACGAAGACUGUCCCAAUCCAACUACCACCAGUCCAACUAAGCAGUCAGCUGCUGUCACACAAGAGACGCAGCCCUCUGCUAAUGGACCGGCUUAACGAUGCAGCACAGGCACACACACACACACACAUGCACACAUACACACACGCGCGUGCGCUACAUACCUAUCCAUUCGACACACAGCAAUGCCACCUUUGCUUCCUGUUAGCAGCCCUCCAAUGCCCUUUUUUGUGUCAAAAGAAUGGAAGGUCAAACAGCCCUUAACACUAUGAAUGCUGGAUAACACAUAACUACACAUAAGUACAUUGAUCUCUCCUUCCCCUUCAUGACAUAAUUACAAGUGGACCGCUUCUAAAAAAAGGAAUGUGUGUUUUAAAGAACAUUUCAUAGUACCAGACCCCAAUGCCAAAUUCUGUAUGAUUUUCCCAUUGGACUUAGAGUGACGACACUCUUACCUGUUGUGAUGAGCAGAGGUUACACUAAGAGUUGGAGUGCCAGCUGUUGCACUUUAAGAAAACAAAUACCGAGGUCUGAAAUUUGACCUUUAUUCAAUUCAGCAGCACAUUUCAUUGUUCAAGCAUGUCUGGGCACUAAAUCACUGUCCAGUGAUUUUUUUCUUUUUUCUUCUUCUUCUAUUAGAGCUUUUGACUGUUUACACUUUAGUAAAGAAGACUGUAUUCAAAUAAUCAGCCAAGAUUACAGAAGCCAAGAUGCUUGCAAAACUAGCCGCCAGUUUCUCUUCAGCAUUUCAAUGUACAUGCCAGGCAGACAUUUCAUUAGUGCAAAUGUGUGAGUGAUAAAAAUGUGCUUUUUUUCAUACAUGCUACUGGAAAGAUUUCUCAGUCCAAGUAAGAUUUCUUUGCUAUGAUCAUGUGCAACAUAAAUGCUCUCUUUUUGUUAAUUUGGAGUAUCAGAUUUUAGAGCAUUAUGUCACUUCCUCCUGAAACCUCUGACAGAUUCCGGUAGUUUAGAGGUGUGUGUGUGUGUGCUGGUGUAUCCAUGUGUGUAGAGAUGUGUGUGUGUGUGUGUGUAUGUGUGUUUAAGCUCUGUCUGAGGUACAGCGUGCAUCUUCAGGUCAAAGGAGAGGUAUACAGCUACAAAGAAAGCACACAUGUGUAAUUAACAGACACACACACACACACACAUACUGUACUAUACACACAUGUAUACACACAUGCAAAAAAAACAAAAAACACAGUGAUGUACACAUACUAAUUCAUAUCACCCUCAGAGCUGUUUAAUGUAAUAUUUGUGAAAUUUAAACCUGUAUUAGGUUGUGGCUAUUCUUGGUAAUAUGUAAACGUAAUAUAAAUGUAUACAGUAUAUAUAAACAUUAUAUCUAUUUUUGGAAUAAAUCCAAUGUAUGGAAAGGCGGUUGUUUUGCAGGUUGCAACGUGUAUAUUGUAUGUGUGUGUUGUACUGUUGAAAUGAGGCAAUAAUGAUGUCUGUGUUUCGGUUAAUACCCCAGCAUCAGUUCCUGUUCCUUUGCUUCAUGCUUCCUACGCGGAGGUUUGGGAGGGAGUCAGUAGUCUGCGCUGUGUCUUCUGUAUUACUUACUUAAAGGAUCAUACCUGUUUAUUAGAAUUUGGGUCUUUUUUUUUUUCAUUCAUCGGUUUUAAACAAAAUACCAGUCUAACCAGUCUUAUUACAAAUAAUUAUAAUAAGAAAAAAACAAAGUUGAAUAUUAAAAUAAUACCAAAACUACUGCUUCAACUUAUACGCUUCAUCAUAUAACAUAUGUGCACAUACCUUUCUCAUGUAGUGAGGGAUUAUUAUCAUCUAGAGUUGAUUAAUUCAUAAAUUGAUCGGCUGAGAAAUAUUAGGUAACUAUUUUUGAUAAUGAAUUAG
Molecule: messenger RNA, 4807 nt
Organism: Etheostoma cragini (Arkansas darter)
Lineage: Eukaryota; Metazoa; Chordata; Actinopteri; Perciformes; Percidae
Gene: ppp6r2b
Product: protein phosphatase 6, regulatory subunit 2b
Exons: 24
Coding region: 481-3057 (858 amino acids)
Cellular component (GO): nucleus; cytosol
Molecular function (GO): protein phosphatase binding; protein phosphatase regulator activity
Source: RefSeq, a predicted model, not a curated record